Messenger RNA from Symbiodinium sp. CCMP2592, 723 nucleotides. The record is from the annotation of a GenBank genome assembly. NCBI's taxonomy places the organism in Eukaryota, Dinophyceae, Suessiales, Symbiodiniaceae.
AUGGCGACCACGGGGGUGGAGGCAAACACUGAAGCCUGGGAAGCUCGAUGGGAGCAGUUGCAGGCCGCGAAUAUCGUGGCUUCUCAGCGCAUCGAGAAUAUCGAUGCCCAGCUGGCACAGCUCCUCGAACGGCCCACCUGCCGGAGCUCAACAGUUUCAGCCGCCGCCCAGACGGAAUCGGAAGAUAAGAACCUGCGCGAGACAGUGGAGAAGCAGGAGUUUCAGCUGCAGCUUGCGGCAGGCGACAAGUUGAUGCUGAAGGACGAGAACAGUAAUUGCCGCAGGAUUGCGCUGGAUGCGCUCAAGGAGAAGAACGGCUACAAGGCGGAGCUCGCAGCCGCGCAGAGGCACCUUGGCUUCCUGACGGAAGGGGAGGAGCUGGAGAAUCAGGAGAAUGAGGACCCAGGGCAAGCCAGCACCGAGGCGAUUCUUGAGGACUCGGGAGAGCAGGAGCAGCAAGAAGAGCUACCGCGACCACAUCGUGCAAGUGGGCCUGGCUGGCUGUAUCUCUAUGGAGAGGCACUUCUUCCCCGAGCUGCAGACGGCCGCAUCAUCCUCAAGAACGAGGACAUGGUGGCAGCGUACGCGGCUCAUUUCGGGCAAACUCCCACGCCGGAGCAGCUGCGGAAUUGGGUGAAGAACAGCCAUGGACAGGCGAUCUCUUACAAGGAGGCCAGGAACCUGAUAGCCUCCGCCAAGGAAGCGAAGAAGCAGGCGAAGUGA